Paramuricea clavata is the source of this 3350-nucleotide messenger RNA. Lineage: Eukaryota; Metazoa; Cnidaria; Anthozoa; Malacalcyonacea; Plexauridae. The record is from the annotation of a GenBank genome assembly.
AUGCCUAAUCCACACAUUUCUACCCAAGGUAUAGUUUCUAGUUUUAUUUUUGUGUUUUAAGUAUAAAAUAUUUAGAAAUUCUGAUGUAGACAGCGCGGGUGUUUGCCACUGUUUGGCAAAAGUUCAAAUUUUUUAAUUUUAUUUUUGCACUUUACAGUAUUUGUAGUUUAUUUUGCCCUACUUGCACAUAUAUAUGUAGUUUAUAUUAUUUAAUUUAUAUUAUCAUAGAGUGUAGAAAGUCAGUUUUCCACUUAGCGUGUACGUAUAUGGUAUAUUUAUUGUAUAGAGUGAUCUAUUUUAUCGGAUUAAAUGUUGGGUUUUGCACAAUCUUAUAAAGUGUAUACAUUUGACCACCAUGUAAAACUCUUUAUUACGGAAAAUUGCGUAUAGAAGGUUGGAAAUUACAUUAAUUAAACUCAAUGCUAAAAUUGGUAGCUUGAUAUUUCAGAUUGGUUCUAUCAUAUACCAGCUGCCAAAUCUAAAAACCCUCCGAGUGUGAUGGCUCCCAUUCAGUCUCAGAUACCUGGCUUAAGUAACAUACCAGAAGACUCCAUCACAGAUGAUAAUGAUCGAUGUUUCAGAAGGAAAUGGAUAAGAGAUACAGACUCCAAAUAUGUGAAGCUUGCAAAAGCUGGAGGACGAAAAAGUAAUGCCAAAGACAACCCUUGGCAUACAGCAAGGAUCUAGACAUUAGUCCAUCAUUAGGAUAGUUUAAGAAGAAUUAAAUAAUGUGAUGCUUGUUAGCAUAACACAUUCUGUAUAAUUAAAGACAGAUCAACUGAUGGAUUCAUCAUAUCUAAAAAAAUACAAGGAGAACUUCAAUGUUUUGAGGAAAGUUCAUAUAGUUGGGCUACUCACUUCUCGAUAAAGGGGCUCAAAACAUUGACGUUCUCCUUGUAUUUAGUUGUAUUCCUAACAAUGUGAAGCUUUCACUACCUAUACUGGAAUACACCAUUAAGAUUGAUCAUGUCUGUCUUGUUCAGAAAUAACUAAUUCAGUGCAUGAGAGCAAUUCAAUCAUAUAUUAUGUGAUAUUUGCCUAUACAUUAUGAAUACAUCCUCUGACUGUCCCUGAAACAUUUCUCAUCACAUUAAUGACAUGUUAUAUGUUCUAAUGAUUUAUUCCAGAUUUACUAAGUUUCAUGCCAGCUAAGCUUUCCUCAGAACCGGUGCUAUAUCCCAGAGUGGAUUGGUUUGAUCAUGGCCAGAAUGAGAGCCAAGAAGAAGAUAAGAAUGACAAACAGAAAUCUGCUUUUAAAGAGUAUGUACUGCACUGCACAUAAUAUAACAAAUUUUUCAUUGUUAGUUGAGGGUGACAAAUGUGAUCAAUUCUCUACUAGUGGCACAAACUUUGCAAAAUUUUGGAGGGGGGAUUAGGGUUACCCCCUGGCUCCUAGUGUCCACCACUGACUACAGAAUGUAGUUCAGGUGAUGCAUGUUUCAAAUUAAAACUUCAAAAAUUUCACACUGACCCUGAUGUGCUAUCUUUUUCUUUACAGCUAUGUUGUUUUACCUGAAUGGUAUGUUCAUGAUGAACCUGGUGAUGACACCACAGAGGUUGCCAUGGAAACAAAUGAGAAUGAAUUGUCCAAUGGCCAGGAGGCAAAAAAGAAACCAAUGCUGGGUUAUGAUACAAUGACAAUUUGGGAAAGGUCAGUUUGCCAGUUAUUGCCACAUUCAGCACCCCUGACCCAAAAAAAAGGAACAAAAUUCUGAAUUCUGAAAUUCUGCUGCAAUGAAUAAGUGCAGGUUGCCAGUGGCAUCUGCUGCAUGUCAGUGCUUCAUGGUGACACUUUAUUUCUCAAGAUGUCAUUUUAUUGCUCCUGCUAGGGAAGCAAAAGAAACCACAGAAGAAACAUCUCGGAGAAGAUCUGUCAAACUGCCAAAAAUUUGUAAGAAAAAUGCAUCAAAGAAAGCUUUGAAAGAAGCGAUGAAGUUGCCCAAACUGUAAGUCUCAAUGGAUGUCAAUCUUUUUGCUUAUCUAUUGAGUAGACUCAAGAUCUACUGUAGAUGAAAAUAAUUUGUUUAAUAAACGUUUCAACUCUUCUCAAGAAUAUUAAGCGUAAGUUUCUAAAUAGUACGAACUGCAGUUACUGCAGUGUAUAGGUGGGUUUUACUAAGCCCUAUUAUGAGAAAAUGUAAUAAGUCUGGAUGAAACAAGAAUGAGCAGAGUUGACAGUAGAGUAUGAUAUCAUGUAUUCGAGUGACAACAUAUCAUGAUCUAGGGACAGUUGAAGAUUACUAAAAUAAAGGUUGUAACAAUUUGUGACUGCCAAAUCAACUCUCAGCGUCGUUUGAUAUAGAAUGAAUAUUUGUGGGGUUGACCACAAUUUCAUUAGUAUAUGUGCUGUGUCAUUGUGUGAUGAAGUGUUUCAAGUUGAAUUGAACGUUCGUUUCAGAAAAAGCAACGUGACGUGUUUGGAUGACUCACAAGAUAUGAAGAAAUUACUGUCCAUGGAUUAUCAACGAGAAUGGCUUUUAAACAAAAGCGCUGAGUACACGAAAGAAAUGAAAGCACAAUUGGUGAGUAUGUUCUUCUAUCGCGUUUAACCGCCAUGCAAGUCCCAUCAACUCUCGUCAACUUGGUUCAAAAUUUCAUGAGAAUUGAUGGAGAGUUUUCAGGUCAUUCAAUCUCAUCUUCCUUUUUGUAAAACGUGGUAUUGAAAAGCAUCUACAUCAGACACACUAAACUCAACUAUUGAUACUUUUUUUCCGUAUACAGGUACUCGAAAAAGAGAGGCAAGCUCGGGAAAGACGAAUUGGCAAACGACUUCGUGAGUCACUGAAACCAAAGUAAGUCCUAGCUGUCUGGCCACGAGUCAGCCAAUAGCAGGCAUUCAAUGUUAAAUUCAGUUAUUGCCACAUGAUUAGGGUGCAUUAUUAAGUAUUGUACACAAGGAUAAUAGUUGUUUUUUUUUAUUUUAGGAAAGAAGUGAUAGAGGAGAAACCACUAUUUAAAUUAAGCAGGUAAGACAGGCAAUGGAUUCUGCCAGGUAUUACAGACGUCGCUCAGAACUACACGUCUGUAAAUCCUCUAUAUUACGCCCUCGUGGGCUUAUCUAUUUCUUGCUCGUUUGACGGGUGGGGUGGGGAGUUAGGGAGACAUGGGGGUUGGAGAGAUGGGAGUGUGGUAGGCCAUGUACGCUAGUUCAAUUUUCUUCUUUGGAUAGGGAAGGGGGCUUAAUAGGAAGGGGGGGGGGGGGUUGGUUUGUAUUCUAUAUUCAUUGAACAGUAAAGUCAUACGAUUGUAGUUAACAUUUUGUCCAAACCUACAGGUUUAACAAGGUGAAAUCAUGCGUUGAUACAAGAUGGUCAAAAUUAGAAUCCGAAGAUAAGUCCGUGGACAUUUAA